AUGUCGAUUAAUAUUACUCUUCCAUCGGUCGAAGAAGUUAAUGAAUGGUGGCCGACUGAUGUUGCUUCUUUUUUGGGAACUAAUCGAAAAAAGCUAUUUCUCGAAGAUGAUGACAUUAAAACACUUAAAGAUAACCGUGUUUCCGGCCCAGCCUUCCUUAAGCUAACUCUAGAAAAGCUUCUAGCCUCCCCUUAUGAACUUCCUG
Molecule: messenger RNA, 205 nt
Organism: Dentiscutata heterogama
Lineage: Eukaryota; Fungi; Glomeromycota; Glomeromycetes; Diversisporales; Gigasporaceae
Source: the annotation of a GenBank genome assembly